This is a messenger RNA of Peronospora belbahrii, 1371 nucleotides long. NCBI's taxonomy places the organism in Eukaryota, Oomycota, Peronosporomycetes, Peronosporales, Peronosporaceae. The record is from the annotation of a GenBank genome assembly.
AUGCUCAUCCGAUUUGUGCCCAGGUCCUCUCGCAUCGCAAUCGCUUGCACCGGUAUUAAGCACUCAGUCAAUCUCCAAAGAGCAUGUCAUAAUUUGCAAGAGCUUGUAAGUAUUGCUCACGAAAAUUUGGUCCCUUUACGCCCCUCCUUCUUGCGUUACACUCAUUUAGGACCAUCGACUUCCUGUUUUGUCGGUGCUCGUGUCCGGUGGUUUUCGUCCACUGACGUCUCUGCAUCCAAUGAAUCUUUUGCAGUAGUAGCAGAUCAAGUGCAUGUGGAAAUUGAUUUGAUCAACAACGUAGUGGCGACUGCCGAUGUCAAGCGAGAACUCAUUCAAUUGCGUGAAAAAGCAGCCGACCCGAAGCUCUGGGACGAUGCUGCAAACGCAGCUUCAGUGGUACAGCGACUAGCUGCGUUGGAGUCACGGGAGAACCGAGCUUGCGAAUUGCAUCGCCAAUACUUAGACAUUAAAGAAACGUAUGUGUUGGCAGCGGAGGAGAACGAUGAGCCCAUGCUUCAAGACUGUAUGAGUGCUAUGACUUCAGUGCACGCAGAUGUGCAGCAGCUACGACUGGAACUGUUGCUCUCUCAUGAGAGUGACGCUUGCUCGUGUUUUCUGGAGAUUCAGGCGGGUGCUGGUGGUACCGACAGCUGCGACUGGACGGCGAUGUUAGCAAGAAUGUAUUCGCGCUGGGGCGAAGCGCGUGGUUUUCAAGUGCAUCACGUCGACGAGUCCGUAGGAGAUGAGGCGGGCUUUCGCUCUGUAGUGUUGCGGAUUGAAGGUGCGAACGCUUAUGGUUGGGCAAAGUGUGAGGCUGGUGUGCACCGCCUUGUACGCACCUCGCCGUUUGACAGCGCUAGAAGGAGGCAGACGUCGUUUUCUCAAGUUCGCGUGUAUCCUGUGGCUGAUGAAGGAAGCUCUCACAAAGAAGUCGACAUCUCACCCAAGGAUCUACGAAUCGACACGUUCCGUUCGUCGGGGCCUGGUGGUCAGCAUGUAAACACGACAGAUAGUGCUAUCCGAAUCACACACAUUCCGACGGGAAUUGUAGUGCAGAGUCAAUCAAAUCGAUCGCAGCAUCGCAAUAAAGCUGAAGCAUUGGCUAUGCUCCAAGCUAAGCUUUACCAGUGUAGAUUAGACGAAGAGAAGCGUGCAAGACAGCAAUUGGCUCAAGGACUUGGGGACAAUGCCUGGGGCAACCAGAUUCGGUCUUAUGUGCUUCACCCGUAUCAGCUAGUGAAGGAUCAUCGUACAAACUACGCAGAAGGCAACACCACCCAAGUGCUUGACGGUGCCAUUGACCACUUUAUUGAAAAGAUGCUUCUGUAUCAAGCCAGUUCCAGUACUUUAAAUGAGAAUUCUGGCAGAUAA